Molecule: messenger RNA, 1370 nt
Organism: Wyeomyia smithii (pitcher-plant mosquito)
Lineage: Eukaryota; Metazoa; Arthropoda; Insecta; Diptera; Culicidae
Product: pancreatic triacylglycerol lipase-like
Exons: 4
Coding region: 51-932 (293 amino acids)
Molecular function (GO): lipase activity
Source: RefSeq, a predicted model, not a curated record
UCUGGAUUCUGCAGAGUGACUUCUUAAACAGUAACUGGAUAGUACGGACAAUGAUCCUACGUUCGGAGCUGGUGAUUAUUCUGGUAUUCAUAAGUUGCUUCGCCUAUGGCAACGUAGAAACCGAACGGUACGAAAAAGUUGGGCACGAUGAUAUAUUCUUCAAGGAGUACAACUGUAACUCAAGUCGGGAUAAAUUUGCAAUCAUUGUGCAUGGAUGGAACGAGACCAGCAGCACGGACUGGGUGCUAGACAUGGUGUCCAAUUUAACUCAUCACCGAGGAGGAUGCAUCAUCUCCAUGGAUUACGGCACUUACUCGGUGACAAAUGACUAUUUUACCAACCUGGUGCCACAUUUCCGUUUAGUUGUGAACCGUUUGGUAGAGAAACUUUUCGAACUGGAAUCAAGUGGAUUCGAUCCGGGAAACGGAUUUUUGUUUGGAUUUAGCUUCGGAGCACAAAUCUCGGUGGAGGCUGGCCGAACGUUUGGGCACAGAAAACUUGGCCGCAUAGAUGUAUGCGAGCCAGCAGGUCCUGGUUUUGAUGCGGAGCCAACGGCUACCAAUCGAAAUCCACAACUGGCUGCCCACAAUGUUCAGUGCAUUCACACCAGCAAUCUCUUCGGCACGUUCCGCCGGGAGUGCCACCAGGACUGGAACAUGGGCAAUUGCGGUCACUACCAGCCGGCUGCCGGACCGUAUCCCAAGGGCUCGCACGGUUUGUGUCCCUAUUUCUAUAACAGCGCUUUCGCGAACCAAUUUCGGCCCAUCCGGAAACCACUCCAGUGUUUUUCGUUCCGGGCUGUUACAGACUGGCCAGCGGGUUUCCGUAUGGGUUACUUUAGUGCCGUGGAGAGCAACAUCAUCGGAGAUUUGUUUGCUCCGACGACAAACGAGUACCCCUACAAUGAAAUUACGGAUGCAAAUGAGGUCUGACUGAUGCUUUGUAAUUAGUCGGUCCUUGCUUUCCGUUCGCGCGCUUACAGUCCGUGUUUGCAGUUCGUUCAGGUGCAAAAAAAUUAUACGAAUGCGAGUUUGGAGUUAUGCCAAAAUAAUGCAUAUUGACAUCAAACAAAAAACAUCUUGUUACUCGCCCUCGAUAUGUAUACAGGUCACGAUGAUGGACAUGAAUUCGAUAAAUGGCACGCAGGAUAAGUUGGAAAGGAUUUCAAAAGUUCAGCUUCAAUUUUCUCUAAUAGAAUAAUAAAAUUGCGGAUUGCAGGUUAGAGUAGAUUGUGAGUGCAUGUUUUUUUUCCCUAGACCUCGAAUUUUUCAGUUCACUGAAUGAAAUACUUUAUUCAAAGUUCAUCUUGAAUUUUAUUUUUUAAAUUAUAAUGCAUAUCAACCUCAAUUAAUUUAGAUUUUUAGUGCUGC